CCAGCCAUGAAUGACGAUGCCUUGGAUAGUCCUGCAGCCUUUGACAUGUGCUGGUCUGUCUUUGAAAAUAGCAACACACAGAGACCACAGCAUGAUAUGGAACAGACACUGUCUGCCAUUAUUAUUGAACUUGACCUUGCUCAGAUUCACAGUUUGCUCGGUAACAUCCAUUCUGGACUUCUUGCAGAAACAACAGGUUCGGUCCGAUUUGCGCUCUUGUUGAAUUUCAAACGGAUGAUUCUGGAUGCCAUUUUAAAAAUAUGGCCAUUGGAGAAAUUACAAAACUGUCUUUCAAUCCUACAUCCCAUGGAAUGUGUCUACAUGAUCUUGAAUAGCACUUUUGUUCUCUCUGCUGCAGACACAGAUGCUAUUGCCAGUCUGUUUGGAAAUGAUUUUAUAAUGGCUUACACGGUCUUUAGGUACAUUCUGCUGUGGAUCAACUGGAAAAUUCAUGACCCCUCACAGCACGACGAAUGGUAUUAUGAGGCCUAUUUUAGUGAUUUUUCCAAAGAUGAGCGCAAACGGGUCAUGUCAUCCAUUGGAUCAGAUAUCUUGCGGUAUGUUGAAACACAUCCAGACGAAAUGUUACGAACUGUUGUGGAUUCGUUCAAGGAAAUUGUGCCUCUGCUUGAGGGUGAUCAUCUUAUUAUAUUUUGGAAGUUUUUUCAGAAGCUGCAGAGCAACGAGAAUGUCCCCAUGGAUGCAUCAUACACGCUAGACAAUUUUUACUCUAAACUCUCUUCACAACAGAUUAGACGGUGCUUACUCUUUCAACGUCCAUCAUUAAUACAUUCUCCAAAUAUGGCGUAUGCAAUUGCCGAUACUCCAUUUUCGGCCACAUCUCCAGUUGUCACAGAUCCAGAUGGAUGGGAAAUGCUUUGCACGUCUAUCCACGAGUAUGUUGGUCAUAGAUAUGAACAAUCGACAGCUCUGGGUGAUCAGACGCUCCAGGACGCCCAAGAUUUGAUUACUAUAUUAUUCUAUCCCGAAGCAGAUCCUUUCCAUCAAGAAAUAUCCUUAAUGGACAAGAUUGUCCAUUUUGCCCCAAAUCCGGUAAAGUGUAUUUUUUCCAUACUAAAUUCGUCAAUGAUUACUUCUCAGGAUCAACGAACAAUGCUGCUGCGUAGUUUUGUGCUACACUGGGCAUUGUUUGCGUUUUUAAGAGCGCGAGGGUGUCGGACUCUUAUAGAUCUUGAUCAAGCCAACGAUUAUAUUGUACAAGAAUUCGGUCCGUCUACAUUGGCUUUGCAUAUGGAUAUAGAUACAUACAAAGCACUGCCAAUACUCAAAUCACUUGCGCAAUGGAUUAAUGAGCUUGGGGCAACACAUCCUUACACUCUUCCUCUUUCUACUCUUUUGAAAGAAGCAAUAGCCCAGGGAUCCUUGAGCGCCUGCACUCCACCACCCGAAGCACAGCCGAGAUCAUCUCUUUCCAUUGUGCAUCGAUCGUCAACACACUAUCCAACAGUCUAACCAAAAGGCGUUUUACGUAAUCACCCAUUGAUUAAAACGGUAGAUUCCAACCUUUUACACUCUAAUAUGAACGAGUAGUAUCAUGUCUUAAUCAUCUUUACUUAUAUUUCUAUUACAAUCCAAUGUGUGUUUUGUGCAUAUCUUGCUUUUUUAUUAUUUUGCAAAUAAAAAUAUCAACUUGCACCUUCACA
Batrachochytrium dendrobatidis JAM81 is the source of this 1664-nucleotide messenger RNA. RefSeq lists its product as uncharacterized. The transcript has 5 exons. The coding region runs from base 7 to 1473 and encodes 488 amino acids. NCBI's taxonomy places the organism in Eukaryota, Fungi, Chytridiomycota, Chytridiomycetes, Rhizophydiales. The record is from RefSeq and is a predicted model, not a curated record.